This is a messenger RNA of Monopterus albus (swamp eel), 1586 nucleotides long. Its product is annotated as TBC1 domain family member 2A. The transcript has 9 exons. Lineage: Eukaryota; Metazoa; Chordata; Actinopteri; Synbranchiformes; Synbranchidae. Gene Ontology annotation, molecular function: GTPase activator activity; small GTPase binding. Gene Ontology annotation, biological process: regulation of GTPase activity. The record is from RefSeq and is a predicted model, not a curated record.
AUGGGAGUGGACAGGAUAUGUAAUGAGGAGAAGAUAAAAGUUAGGGGUAGGAAGGAGAAUGCUGCUGCGUGUGCUUACCUGGAGGCCACUAGCUGUCAGGUGGAGAGCCGUUACCUGGGCAUCCUGAGGAAGCUGCAGGAGACCAAAUCUCUGGAUGUGGUCCAGGGUCAUGAUGAUUACGGCUUCAAAAUCAUCCCAGAUUACGAGGUGGAGGACAUGAGCGGAUGGACACCAGUAAACCAGGUGUCCAUCCGCUCCCACAACCUGCUGCACCAGGAGGGGGUUGAGCACCCCCUGCUGGGUCGCUGGGCUCAGUACUUAGCUGGCAGAUCGAAUGAUGACCUCUGUCCCUCACCGGAGCUCAAAGCUCUGCUGUGUGUCGGCGUCCCUCCAGAGUACCGGCAGAGAGUGUGGCACUGGGUGGUUCGAGCCAGAACCAGGAUCACCAGAGAGUGCCACACCCGGGUCAUCACAAAGAGCCGCACAUGUCUGCAUCCGGUGUCCAGACAGAUCCAGCUGGACCUCCACCGCACCCUGACAAACAACCAGUACUUCUCCUCACCCUCCAGCCCCGCCCUUCAGCAGCUGCACCGAGUCCUUUUGGCCUUCUCUUGGCAGAACCCUGCUAUUGGCUAUUGCCAGGGGCUCAACAGGUUGGCGGCCAUCGCUCUGCUGGUCCUCCAGAGUGAAGAAGAUGCCUUUUGGUGCCUGGCGGCCGUGGUGGAAUCCAUCAUGCCUAGGGACCAUUUUUCUAAGAACCUGGUGGCAUCUCAGGCAGACCAGUGGGUGCUGAAGGACUUCCUGGCUGAGAAACUACCCCGGCUGGCAGCUCACUUUGAGGACCACAGCAUCGAUGUGUCUCUGGUCACCUUCAACUGGUUCCUGGUGGUUUUUGUGUAGACUCUGCCCAGUGACAUCCUGCUGCCACUGUGGGAUGCCUUCCUGUAUGAGGGCACCAAGGUGAUCUUCAGGUACACUCUGGCUCUCUUCAGAUACAAAGAGGAUGACUUUCUGAAGAUUCACGACAGCGUGGAGAUCUACCAGUACCUACACUUCUUCACCAAGACCAUCUCUGACAGCAGGAGGCUGACAAGCAUCGCCUUCAGCGACAUGAACCCUUUCCCCAGCCGCCUGCUGAGAAACCGGCAAGCGCUUCACCUGGAGCGCCUGCAGAGGGAGCUGCGAGAGCUUGAGGAGCAGCAGAGGAAGUUUGUAAUGAAGAGCGCUGAAUGUAAAGACCAAGAUCUCGACACUACGAUCAGUGAGGAUAAUGAUGAACUCUGAACUCAUGGUGGCGUUUGAGCUGAGUUUUACAGAAAUGUCUGAGGUUUGGCGCUUUAAAUAGUUGGUCAACAGCAGCCUGUUGCAGCAACUCAACGCAAGUCUGAUCAGCAGUUCAGCAAGUUAAUUUCUCACUAAACUCACCGCCUCAGUCAGUUUAGAUAAUACAGGCCAGAAAAACACUAGUGAGGCAAACAAGGAUGCCGACAGUCAACUUGUUUAUUACAAAGAGACAGUUUUAUCAAGUGUGAACUACUGAACUGAUACAUGUAUUGUACUUUGGUUUUAAUUGAAGUGAGGUUUUA